Messenger RNA from Fomitiporia mediterranea MF3/22, 2637 nucleotides. RefSeq names its product ATP-dependent DNA helicase. Lineage: Eukaryota; Fungi; Basidiomycota; Agaricomycetes; Hymenochaetales; Hymenochaetaceae. Gene Ontology annotation, biological process: double-strand break repair via homologous recombination. Gene Ontology annotation, cellular component: cytoplasm; chromosome. The coding region runs from base 1 to 2637 and encodes 878 amino acids. The transcript has 15 exons. The record is from RefSeq and is a predicted model, not a curated record. Gene Ontology annotation, molecular function: four-way junction helicase activity; nucleic acid binding; 3'-5' DNA helicase activity.
AUGGAAGCAAUCCUGGAAUUCACAGCCCAGGAGGCUGCUCGGGGCACGAGUUCGCGCCUUGCUUCGUCGAGCACGGCUGUGAAUGGAGAUAAUACGUAUGAGAGGCGUCAGGAGCUCAAUGGAAGAAUGUCUGCCCUUGAUGCAGAACUAAAGGACGUCAAGGAACAAAUUAGCGACCUUCAGGACCUUCAAGCUCAGAUUCUUGCAGAGAAGCAGAACAUUGACCAGGAGCUGAAAACGUUAAACGGAUCACGGUUGUCAGAGGUGAUAGCAUCGUCAUCUGGUAAGGGCAAGGGGAAGGCGCCUUCUGGCGGAGCAAUCAAUUACAUGACGGAGGCUUUCGAAUGGUCAGGGGAACUGAAAGCACGUAUGCGGGAGGUGUUUAGCAUUCAAAGCUUCCGACUUUGUCAGGAAGGAGUCUGUAACGCGAAUAUGGAUGGUCGAGAUAUUGUUUGCAUUAUGCCUACAGGGGGUGGAAAGUCUCUGACGUACCAGCUUCCCGGGCUUCUAAAUCCUGGCUGUACCCUUGUAAUUUCGCCUUUAAUAUCACUAAUCACGGAUCAAAUUCUUCACCUUCACGAAUUCGGAGUUGAGGCAGUUAUGCUAAUGGGCUCAACAUCUAAGGAAGAAUCACGGGACAUAUACUCACGGUUGGCAGCUGCGGCCAAUCCAAAGGCUAAUCGCAAUGGAGCUGUUCUGGAAAUAAAAUUCUGCUAUGUGACACCAGAGAAAAUAGCUAAAAGCAAGUCAUUCACAUCAAUGUUAGAAAAACUAGCAAAUGCUGGAAAGCUGUCGCGAAUUGUUAUUGAUGAAGCCCAUUGUGUUUCGCAGCUUGGACAUGACUUUCGACCCGACUACAAAAAGCUAUCUAUCCUCCGACAGCUGUUUCCACGAGUUCCGAUAUUAGCUUUGUCCGCCACAUGUCCUCCGAAAGUACUGAAGGACUUAUUACUGACUCUACGCCUCAAGCCUGUUGUCAGUGGCACAGCUGCAAGCGCUGAUGGGACAGUUUAUUUCUCUGCUCCGCUAUACCGCAAAAACCUGCAUUACCGAGUGGUACCUAAACCAUCAUCUUCAAAUGGACUGAUAAAAGCGAUGUCAGACUACAUACUAAAUCAUCAUCAAAAUGACAGUGGAAUCGUGUACUGUAUGAGUAAAAAGGAUACAGAGGCCGUCGCGGAAGGACUGUCAAAGGAAAGUGGCGGUAAAAUUCGCACUGGCGUAUAUCAUGCGGAUAUACACGACCGUGAUAAGGCGAAUCUCCAUGAAAGAUGGCGAAGGGGCGAAGUGAAGGUGGUAUGUGCUACUAUCGCUUUCGGACUUGGAAUCGACAAAGGAGACGUGCGCUUCGUAUUGCAUCAUUCAAAAUCUUUGGAAGGUUACUACCAGGAAUCGGGAAGAGCAGGCCGUGAUGGAAGGGAUUCUGAUUGCCUACUCUAUUUCCGCCCGCAGGAUGCCUCACGACUUAGUGCUCUGGUAUGUGGUGAGCUUGAGGGGCAAGGAAAACUGCGGGACAUACUUCGGUUCGCAGUGGAUGUGGAGGAAUGCAGGAAGCUCCAAUUCGCGAGAUACUUUUCGACCUCCGCGUCUCUAUCCAUGAGUGCAUGGGGAACGGCAGAGACCGAUGCGCAUGCUAGAUGUGGGCACUGUGAUAACUGCACUCGACCACCUGAAAGCGUAGAACGGCGUGAUGUGACGUUCCUGGCGUGGCAAAUCCUCCGUGUCGUGCAAGCUGUUGAGCAAGGCACUGGUCGAGUUACACUCGGAAUGCUGGCAGAUCUUGUUCGCGGCGCUGGGGGCGGCGCGUUUGGCGUGGCUUCCGGGAAACGUGGGCGAGGAAAAGCCAAAGAUGGACUAAAGGAAAAGGUCGAACUGGACUUGGAGGAGCUUUCUGGAGGGAAAGUGUCACUUGGGAAGGACGACACGGAAUUUCUGAUCCUGCACUUGCUGCUAUCCGGUCAUCUGAAAGAGUCAUUCCACAGCACGGCGUAUUCAAUCAACGUAUACGUCACCUCUGGACCAGGCGCCUUACGCCUUGCACGGUACUCGAAAGAAGAUGUGGAGUCAGGCAGAGGACAAAGGAUUGAGGUCGCUUUCCUGAAGAAAGGGAAGGAAGCGGGGAAGAAGAAUGACAAAUGUAACAAAACAGGAGGCAGAGAAGCUUCCAGAAUUCUCUCAGGCGGGGCGAAGGGUAAGAAGCGAAAAAGGGGCGAAGAGAGUUCGGAUGAUGAAUAUUGGCAAGACCAUGAACACAUUGGACAGGAUAAUGCUACGAUGAGCCUCUACGCCGAUGGUGAUGACCUUACACCGGAGCCUGAUGUGCGGGAAGCCGAGAAGACGAGUGCAUUGUACCGUGCACCUCAGAACGGGACCGCGGCGAGACGCCAUUCUCAAAUCGCUGAGGCAAACGAUAGAGAGGGAUGGUCUUUCAAUAUGGGAGAGCAUGCAUCUUCCAGUACUGGUUCAUCAUCCACUGGUCGUCCUCAAGCAAGAUUCAAACCGAGCGUAGCUCCUCAGGUGAAAGCAGCUAAUAGGACAGUCUCGAGUAACAACGAAGUAAUAGCGCGAACCCCGCUUACAAAAUUCAAGAAACCACUAGAUGACGACGUGAUCGAAAUAAUAUCGGAUUCGGAAUAG